Messenger RNA from Saimiri boliviensis boliviensis (Bolivian squirrel monkey), 1079 nucleotides. RefSeq names its product cytochrome c oxidase subunit 6C. Lineage: Eukaryota; Metazoa; Chordata; Mammalia; Primates; Cebidae. The record is from RefSeq and is a predicted model, not a curated record.
UCCAGUCUCUUCCUCCUAAAGUGCUGGGAUUACAGGCAUCAGCUGCUGUAUCCAGACUCGUAACACAGACACUUGGGUUUCUUAUUCUAAUUUUUUCUUCCUUUAUCAAAACCAGUUUUCAGGGCUUUUGCCACAUUAGCUCAUCCUAGAGGUCCACUUUCGGCUGUCAGAGUCAUAGAGAAAUUUGAAGUGUAACCAAAAUGACCUCCUAAGUGGUAGGAAACACUGUACUGAGGAGAAAUAUUGAGCCUAAAAUGCCACUUUAAUUUAGUGAAAGUAGUUUUCCUUAAUUGUGCAAUGAAUGCCAACAUCUGAGUGAUUCCAUUACACAAAGAGCUAUUUUAGAAAUUGAAUGCUGUUCAGGGAAAGUCUUUCCUAAUGGAUUUAGAAGGGUUUAAAUCAAUAAGAUGACAAAACGGAUCAAUUCUAGCCAUCUGAAAUAAACAAACUUAAAGCGAUUUCAGUUUUGUUAAUGCUCUAGGCCCUGCCGCAUGAUUCCCUGUAUGACUUUAAGAAAGUAAACUAUUUUGAGCUCACUUUCUUUAAUUGUAAAAUGAAUCUAAUUAUCCCUACCUUGUGGCUCUCUAUAAGGAUCAAGUUACGUCAUGAAUGUAAAGAAUAGCCCAGGUCCAUUUUUCCAUCAGUCUGGAAGGACGUCGGUGUUGAGGUUGGCGUACGUAUCAAGGACAGUAACUACCAUGGCUUCUGAAGUUUUGGCAAAACCUCAGAUGCGUGGCCUUCUGGCCAGGCGUCUGCGAAUUCAUAUGGUUGGAGCAUUCCUGGUAUCCCUGGGGGUUGCAGCUCUCUAUAAGUUUGGUGUGGCUGAACCAAGAAAGAAGGCAUACGCAGAUUACUACAAAAAUUACAGUCCCGAGAAAGAUUUUGAGGAGAUGAAGGCUGGUAUCUUUUGUAGUAUAAAGUGAUCUUGGAAUAGAAAGAAUUUCUUCAGGUUGAAUUACCUAGAAGUUUGUCACUGACUCGGGUUCCUGAACUAAGACACAUGAAUAUGUGGGCUAAGAAAUAGUUUCUCUUGAUAAAUAAACAAUUAACGAAUACAAAAAAAAAAAAAAAAAAAAAAA